Oryza sativa Japonica Group (Japanese rice) is the source of this 1238-nucleotide messenger RNA. RefSeq names its product PLASMODESMATA CALLOSE-BINDING PROTEIN 3. NCBI's taxonomy places the organism in Eukaryota, Viridiplantae, Streptophyta, Magnoliopsida, Poales, Poaceae. The record is from RefSeq and is a predicted model, not a curated record.
CGCACCCGACGCAUCAUACACACACACUGUCUCUCUCACUCACUCUGCAUCUGCUGCUGCUGCUGCCACUGCCACUCUUGUCCAGAGGCCACCACACACUCUCUCUCUCUCUCACUCACUCACUCUCCUCUACUAGCUCGUCUCCAUCUCUUCUACUCGUCCAGGCCUCCAAGAAUCUCUCUGUUCUUGCUGCUUGCUUGGUGGUGGUGGUAGCUUUCAUAAUGGAGGCGGUGGUGGUGGCGGCGCUGGUGCUUCUCAUGUCGUCCAGUCUCGUCGCUUCAGAUUGGUGCGUGUGCAGGUCGGAUCAGCCACAGGCGGCGCUGCAGAAGACCAUCGACUACGCGUGCGGCGCGGGCGCGGACUGCAACUCCAUCCACGAGCAGGGGCAGUGCUUCAACCCCAACACCGUGGUGGCGCACUGCUCCUGGGCCGCCAACAGCUACUUCCAGAGGAACAGGGCCAUGGGCGCCACCUGCGACUUCACCGGCACCGCCACCCUCACCACCAGCGACCCAAGUGUUUCUGGCUGCUCCUUCCCUGCUAGUGCAAGUGGUGCUGGAACAUCAACCACUCCGACCAUGGGAGGCACAACUGGAACAAUGACCCCAGGAACCUUCACACCUGGAACUGGUAUGGGCACAACCACCGGCACCGGCAUGGGAACAGGGACUACUACCGGCACCGGGCUGGGCGGGCUAGGGCCAACAGGCACAAGCAGCAUGGACACCGCGGCAGCGGGAUUGCACCUAAGAGCCGGGCUAGCCACCUUCUGCACCGUGCUCCUCUCGUUCGUUGCGAUCGCAUGAGGGUUGCACCCUUGAAGCAACACUCAUUUUCGCUGAUUGAAAGAACCCGAUUUCGGUGGUUGCAGGAGCAAUGUGAUCUGUGAAAAGAAAAAAAAAUGAACAGAAACCCUGAUCCUUUCUGAAGAUGUCAUCCCAUCCGAAAACCCACUAUUGCCUGCCAAUUCUUGUUUGGUGUCGAUGGGUGUUUGUGUGGGGUGAGUUUCUGUACUCCCUUUUCUUAUGUCGUGUACUCUGUAAUUUGGUAGUAGGAUGUCUGUCUCUUUCAUGCAAGGACUCCCACUAUUUCUUUUUCUUUUUCCCAUCUUUAUUAUCUUGUAAAUCUAGGGAAAACCAGUAGGUAGGCUCAAGGUUGGUUGGAAUGAGAAGGUUGUUGUUGGGACAAUGCCAUCUUAAGGCUGUUAUCAACUUAUCAUCAAGUUGCUCAUCCCUGAA